UUUUGAAUAAAUACCCUGUCCAUACCUCACCCAGCAUUAUGACUAGCUCAUGGAGUGAGCUGGACUCGGAGGAUCAUCAAUAACUAUUUUUUGAACUCUCCUUCCGCUCGUUCUGCUUUUUCAUUUAGUUCCUGAUUCUGACCCUGUCCCUCCCUGGGAGAGUCGCAUUCAUUCACUUGUCCAUUUCCUUUCGAAGCGUUAUAUAAUUUCGGGCUGCCUUGUUACUCGCGGAGAUUAAGUUUCUCAGACCUAGCUCCCCGUCAUAAUGGCCUAUCUCUUAUACUCCCUGACCCUUUUCGUCCUCAUUCUUGGAACAGUUCUCUAUUUUACUCGUAACCGGUGGCUUCCUCUUCUGCCCGUCCCAGACUAUUUCUACCAACGCCUUCCAACGACGUUCCAUGGCGAUGCCGAAUUAGGACUUUCCUCCGCCGAUUUUAGCCUUGCGUCAAACAUAGAAGCAGGCGAUGACCGUGGCGGCCUAGACGAGCGCGGCAAACGAGAAGUUCUGAAAAUUAUGAAAAGUAGACGGGUAGAUUUCAACGAGGCUCGAAAGAUCUAUAUGGAGCGACGGUUCGCGAAAAAUAAUAUUGGACCGGAUGGCAUGCCUAGAGAUCCCAAGUUUGUUUCAUUUUCGUGA
Coccidioides posadasii C735 delta SOWgp is the source of this 637-nucleotide messenger RNA. RefSeq lists its product as uncharacterized. The record is from RefSeq and is a predicted model, not a curated record. Lineage: Eukaryota; Fungi; Ascomycota; Eurotiomycetes; Onygenales; Onygenaceae.